Messenger RNA from Cuscuta europaea, 1143 nucleotides. The record is from the annotation of a GenBank genome assembly. NCBI's taxonomy places the organism in Eukaryota, Viridiplantae, Streptophyta, Magnoliopsida, Solanales, Convolvulaceae.
CUGUGAUCGUUUUAAGUAGAGUCCUGACCAAACUCCCAAUAGUAUUUACAUCAAGCUUCAAGUCUUCAAUGGAGUUUCCCGGCGCCACCUUCUUGUACAUACCCGUCGGUGUACAACUCCACGAGCGUCUCCCUCACCGGAUUCGACGGUAAAAUAUCUUCUGCAACACGUCCAUCACUUUGUACGUCGGCCAGCAAGUUUGUCCCAUUUCUCCAAGUAUUUUCUGAGAUCUGAUUCCAUAACCAUUCUUUUCGGCCACCAUCUUCUUGCCUUUAAUCAUUAUCUCCUUCAAUUCAACCAAGUAUCUUGACUUUGUGGACUAGAGGUGAGAAGUCCCUGAAAGUGUAGCAGUGUAGUUCCAUGAUUUUGAGCCUCCAGCAUGUAUGUCAAAGCAAGAAGCUUAAGAUCCACAUCUCAUAGUGUUUGCAAGUCUCCAGUCCCGUGCUCUUCACUAGCAAUUGAUCGGUGUCCGCUAUUCCCUCUCCAUCUAUCGGGAUCUCUUUUGCUUUGGGAUAAAAGGUUGGCUUCGAGCUCGGUGCAAUGAAGACAUUAGAUUAGAAUAGAAGAAGGGGAAAGGUGAAAAUGAGUUCCCUCACUCACUCCUUCUUGGUUGGAAUGCUAGAUGUAUCUAUGGAGUCUCUGCAUAUGGUGCGCCAUUUUGACUUACAGGCUACACGACGGACGGAGUUCCAAAAAGAAUCAAAGGAUAAAAUAGGCCCAUGGGUCCUCCAUGCGACCAACCUCGUGGACCAUCUAGAGUUGCCGAUGGAUAGAGCAGAGACAGGGAUGGGUGCCGGGGAGGCCGUAGAGGUCAACCUGGAUAUUUUGGCGGUGAGAAGGGAGGAGCUGGCCAGCCUUCACAAUAGCGGUGGUGGAUUUGGGAGGCCUGGCUUUGGACGUGGUGCCAGAGGCUUUGGUGCUGGUGCACUCCCAAGCUAAAACAUUUUGUUUGUGUUUUUAUGUAUUUUCUACAUUUCAAUUUUCUGGUCUUUUAUAUCACAGUAAUACAUAAGUUCAUUUCUAACACCAAAAAUAUAUAUUUAUAUGUAUAUAUGUACGAAUCAGGUCAUAUGGAAUUGGAAUGAAGGAAUGAUGCUAAAAAAGUUUUGAUAUGUAUGAAUCAGGUUAUAUUACUUUUAGGAA